AGUUCGUGCGGCGACGACGAGAGUGACGAACGCGAGCGAGUGUCGUUCUGAAUAUCGCGUGCGUUUCUUCUGUUGGGAUCAGCAUUGUCGUAGUGCUGAAUUUUUCAAUGAAUUAUUUCGCGCUUAUGGAGUAAUUUCGAAAUUGUCGUAUUUUACCUUGAAAGCGUAUCGCGCUCGCAAAAUUCGAGAAUGUCGUACGAAUUUACCGUAAAAUUCGGGAGGGUACGAAUUUACUGUAAAAUUCGAGAAUGUACGAAUUUACUAUAAAAUUCGGGAGUGUCGUAUCGUAUAUGAUAAUUAGUGCCAUAUAAAUGUGUAUGUGUUGUAUUUGGACGAUGCAGCCAACGACAAUAAUGAUUGCAACAACGAAACAUUGGCUGAAUUAAUUAAUCUGGAUCGUCAAUGUGGCAACAAAGACUUCUGUGACUCUCAGUGGCAAGAUAUUAUUUCGACGUUGCUCUGUGUUUCACGAAAUGGUUCAGAGAUAGUUCCACAGGAAUUUGCAAGCGGUUGAUUUUAAAAGCUGGAAAUAUUCUUUUCAUGCAACGACUAGUCAGCGAUGCAGUUUUAUCGGUCUCCAUCGAGGAUCUUGGAACUAAUUCGUGUGCCCAGAUGAGAUAUGCGUAUACAGUGUACUGCAGUCGGAAUUUUGCCACAAAAGAUGUAUAAGAACAGGGAAGACGAAAAUAAUCGUGCAAACGUAGAGACGGAAAUUGAAGGCAACGAUUUAGCCGAGGAAGAAGAGAAUCGUCAGCGUGAUCGCAGCUCAUCGAAGAAGCUGGGCGAGAAUUACGAGUCGAAUCCGUGGACCGGAGGGUGCGCGAGCGCCGCCGAGCGAUGGAUUUUGUGCUGCUGCUGCUCGUGAUUCUGCUGAGGCAAGAGGUCGCUGCUCUGAAGCUACUUCACGUAAAUGUCCCGGCGAACGUCUUCAAGGACACGAACGCGCUUCUAGAAUGCAGAUACGAUGCGGAGAAAGAUGGCAUCUAUGGAAUCACAUGGUACAAGGACCACGAAGUAUUCUAUAAAUACGAAUUUAAUACAGCCGGCAAGUACAUGUAUACGGUCGACGGCAUUAAAGUUGAUUCUGUUCAAUCGGACCACCAGCAAGUUGUACUGAAGAGCGUGACUCUCCGUACCACCGGUAUGUACAAGUGCGAAGUUAGCGGGGAGGGUCCGAGCUUCAGCUCAGUUAGCGGCAAUGCGAGUAUGGAGGUCAUAGUGCUACCUAACGAAACGCCUAAGAUAACCGGGGAGGAAAAGGUGUACGCGAGUGGCGACGUUCUCGCGCUGAAUUGCACCAGCGACAAGUCCCAUCCUGCCGCGCGACUCAAAUGGUUCGUUAAUGGCCAGCAGGUGAAGCCCGAUUCGGAGAUGUUUUUCGAGCAACACGGAUUGUACUCCACGAUAUCGAGUCUGCUACUCGAGCUAAACCCGAGUCAUCUCGUCAGCGACAAGAUAAUCGUCAGGUGCGAGGCGACGGUGAGACCGAAUUACGUCAUCGACGACCGAUUCAUCGACACGCGCGACACCAAAGUUUUCGAUGUACGUGACCAAAUAAUAAUAAACCAUGAUGACAGAUCGGGAAAUGAGAAGUCGGCAGAAACACGAUUUAAUUACACAUCCACUUGUAUAACAUAUAGAUAA
This is a messenger RNA of Linepithema humile (Argentine ant), 1644 nucleotides long. Lineage: Eukaryota; Metazoa; Arthropoda; Insecta; Hymenoptera; Formicidae. The record is from RefSeq and is a predicted model, not a curated record.